This is a messenger RNA of Cordyceps militaris CM01, 1578 nucleotides long. RefSeq names its product glutathione reductase. The coding region runs from base 1 to 1578 and encodes 525 amino acids. The transcript is spliced from 3 exons. Gene Ontology annotation, cellular component: cytosol; mitochondrion. The record is from RefSeq and is a predicted model, not a curated record. Gene Ontology annotation, biological process: glutathione metabolic process; cell redox homeostasis; cellular response to oxidative stress. Lineage: Eukaryota; Fungi; Ascomycota; Sordariomycetes; Hypocreales; Cordycipitaceae. Gene Ontology annotation, molecular function: glutathione-disulfide reductase (NADPH) activity; flavin adenine dinucleotide binding; NADP binding.
AUGCAAUUUGAGAUUCUUUUGCCGCGUUUGUCUGAAUCCAUAUUAGCUAGGAAGCCUGCUUCUUCCAUGCAAUCGCUCGCCCGCAUCGCCCGCACCUCUGCACACCUCACCUCGGCUGCCCCGCGCAUCGCUUCGUUAUCCCGACACCUGUCCACCACCUCGCCUGUCAUGGCGCCCACGGUGAAAGAGACCGACUACCUCGUCCUCGGCGGCGGGAGCGGCGGCCUGGGCUCGGCCCGCAUGGCCAGCUCCAAGUUUGGCGUUAAGGCCAUGGUCAUUGAGAACAAGCGUCUCGGCGGUACCUGUGUCAACGUUGGGUGUGUCCCCAAAAAGGUCACUUUCAACGCCGCCGCCAUUGCCGAGACCAUCCACGACGCCAAGGCCUACGGCUUCUCCGUCCAGCAGUCGGCCCCCUUUGACUGGCCCACCUUCAAGAACAAGCGCGACGCCUACAUCAAGCGUCUCAACGGCAUCUACGAGCGCAAUCUCGGCAACGACAAGGUCGAGUACCUCCACGGCAGCGGCCGCCUCGUCUCCAAGAACCAGGUCGAGGUCACCCUCGACGACGGCUCCAAGGUCCUCGUCAACGCCAAGAAGAUCCUCGUCGCCGUCGGCGGCCGCCCGAGCGCGCCCCCCUCCAUCCCGGGCGCCGAGCUCGGCAUCAACUCGGACGGCUUCUUCGACAUUGCGACGCAGCCGAAAAAGGUCGCCAUCGUCGGCGCCGGCUACAUUGCGGUCGAGUUUGCUGGCAUGUUCAACGCUCUCGGCACCGAGACCCAUCUCUUUAUACGCCGCAAUACCUUUCUCCGCAACUUUGACCCCAUGAUUCAGGAAUCCGUCACCAAGGAGUACGAGCGUCUUGGCGUCCACCUGCACAAGCAGAGCCAGGCGACAAAGGUGGAAAAGGACGCUAACGGCAAGCUGUCCGUCACCUACAAGGACGGUUCGGGCAAGGAAACGACCCUCAGCGACGUCGACCACCUGAUAUGGGCUGUGGGCCGCACGCCCGAGACGCGCGGCAUUGGUCUAGAGGAGGCCGGUGUCAAGAUCAACGACAAGGGCUACGUCGAGGUGGACGAGUACCAGAACAGCAGCACCGAGAACAUUUACGCCCUCGGCGACGCCACGGGCAAGGUCGAGCUGACGCCCGUGGCCAUUGCCGCUGGGCGCCGCCUCGCGCACCGCCUGUUUGGCGGCGCGCAAUUCUCCACGGCCAAGCUCGACUACGUCAACGUACCCUCGGUCGUGUUCGCCCACCCCGAGGUCGGCAGCAUCGGCCUCACCGAGCCCCAGGCCGUGGAAAAGUACGGCCAGGACAAUAUCAAGGUCUACAAGACGAGCUUCACGGCCAUGUACUACGCCAUGAUGGAGCAGGAGGACAAGGGCCCGACCAGCUACAAGCUCAUCACCACCGGGCCCGAGGAAAAGGUCGUUGGCCUGCACAUUAUGGGCCUCGGCAGCGGCGAGAUGCUGCAGGGCUUUGGCGUCGCCAUCAAGAUGGGCGCCACAAAGGCCGACUUUGACAGCUGUGUCGCCAUUCAUCCCACGAGCGCCGAGGAGCUGGUCACUCUGAAAUAA